Molecule: messenger RNA, 2654 nt
Organism: Cornus florida
Lineage: Eukaryota; Viridiplantae; Streptophyta; Magnoliopsida; Cornales; Cornaceae
Exons: 12
Coding region: 330-2504 (724 amino acids)
Biological process (GO): proteolysis
Cellular component (GO): cytosol
Molecular function (GO): oligopeptidase activity; serine-type endopeptidase activity
Source: RefSeq, a predicted model, not a curated record
UCUUCAUUGAUGCAUUGGCACAAGCACAACAGGAGUGUUGGCCGCAAACAUGAAACGAAGAAGACAUGGUGGCCCUAAAAUGGCGAUAAAUUACCCACUCUCGCCUCUCAAUCUCCUCCCUCGCUCUAGUAUCGGGCUCUCACCCCACCACAUAAAUCAUCUCAUGCGCGCGCAAAUCAAUCACGCCAUUAUCUUCCGUCGAACUCAAACCCCUCCUUAUAAAAGUCACUCUCUUCACACCACCCUUAUUUCAAAUAUUCAAAACUCUCUCCCUCAUUCACGCCUUCUCUUUCUCUCUCCUCAAACCUAGAACGUGUUCGAUUUCCGCCAUGGACGUGCCAUUGCAGUAUCCAACAGCUCGCAGAGACGAUUCUGUAGUUGAUAACUAUCACGGCGUUGACAUACCAGAUCCUUAUCGAUGGCUUGAAAAUCCAGAUGCCGAAGAAGUUAAAGAGUUUGUUCAGAAGCAGGUGAAUUUGACUGAAUCGUUGCUUAAAACGUGUGACACGAGGGAAAAGCUCCGAGAGAAGAUCACAAAGCUUUAUGAUCAUCCUCGAUAUGGAACUCCAUUCAGGCGAGGGGACAAAUACUUUUACUUCCAUAACACUGGUCUUCAGCCCCAAACAGUGCUCUAUGUGCAGGAUAGUUUGGAUGGAAAAGCAGAGGUGUUACUGGAUCCAAAUGCGCUCAGCGAGGAUGGAACAGUCUCAUUGAAAGAGUAUAAUAUUAGUCAAGAUGCUAAGUAUUUUGCAUACUGUCUUAGUUUUAGUGGCAGUGAUUGGGCCACAAUCAGAGUUAUGCGGGUUGACGACAAGACUGUUGAACCUGACACCCUGUUAUGGGCUAAGUUUACCACCAUUAGCUGGACGCAUGAUAACAAAGGUUUUUUCUACUCUCGCUUUCCAGCUCCCAAGGAGGUUGAAAAUUUUGAUGCUAGGAUGGAAACUAGUACUAACUUAAAUCAUGAGGUGUACUAUCAUUCAAUUGGAACCGAUCAGUCUGAAGAUAUUUUAUGUUGGAAGGAUCCUGACCACCCGAAGAGCUUGUAUUCAGCAACAGUAACGCAAGAUGGGAAGUAUGUUCUUUUGUAUAUUUUGGAGAGUGCUUCAGACAACAAAUUUUAUUAUUGUGACAUGUCUACACUUCCUAAUGGGCUUGAAGGUCACAGGGGGCAAAAGGACCUACUUCCAUUUGUUAAACUUGUUGACAAAUUUGAUGCAACUUAUACUGCUAUAGCAAAUGACGAUACUGUGUUCACUUUUCUGAGUAAUAAGGAUGCUCCUAAAAACAAGUUAAUCCGGGUAGAUGUCAGAGAACCAAGUGCUUGGACAGAUGUUGUCCAAGAAGCCGAAAAGGAUGUGCUUGAAUCGGCUGUCGCUGUUAAUGGUAAUCAAAUUGUUGUCUGUUACUUGAGUGAUGUGAAACAUGUCCUGCAAUUAAGAGACUUGCAAACGGGUUCCUUGCUGCAUCAUUUACCCAUUGACAUUGGUACAGUUUAUUCGAUUUCUGCACGGCGAAAAGAUAGUAUGGUUUUUAUUAAGUUUGUUAGCUUCCUUACUCCUGCCAUUAUUUAUCAGUGCAACUUAGGGACCGAGAUUCCAGAUAUGAAAGUAUUCCGAGAAAUUGUUAUUCCUCAAUUCGACCGCAAAGAUUUUCAUGUUAACCAGGUAUUUUUUCAUAGUAAGGAUGGUACUCGAAUACCUAUGUUUAUAGUGAGUAGAAAAAACAUUCUUCUGGAUGGAUCACACCUGUGCUUGUUAUAUGGAUAUGGUGGAUUUAACGUCAAUAUUACAUCAUCAUUCGACAUUGAUCGUAUUGUACUUGCAAGGCAUUUAGGUGGUAUUUUCUGCAUUGCAAACAUUCGUGGUGGUGGAGAGUAUGGAGAAGAAUGGCAUAAAGCUGGUAUCCUCGCAAAAAAACAGAAUGGCUUUGAUGACUUCAUUUCUGCUGCUGAAUAUCUUGUCUCUGCUGGUUAUACCCAGCCCAGAAAGUUGUGUAUUGAAGGUGGAAGCAACGGCGGGCUUCUUGUUGGGGCUUGCAUCAAUCAAAGACCGGAUCUUUUUGGCUGUGCACUUGCUGAAGUUGGUUGUUUUGACAUGCUUAGAUUCCACAAGUUCACUAUAGGUCGUAUGUGGGCAUGUGACUAUGGCUGUUCAGAUAAGGAGGAGGAGUUCCAUUGGCUAGUCAAGUACUCGCCACUACAUAAUGUCAGUAGGCCAUGGGAAAAAUCUCCUGAUAAGCCUUCUCAGUACCCACCCAUCAUGUUAUUGACUGCUGAUCACGAUGAUCGUGUUGUGCCAUCACACUCACUGAAGUUUUUAGCGACAUUGCAAUAUGUUCUAUGCACAAGCUUGGAGAAAAGCCCCCAAACUAAUCCAAUAAUUGCUCGCAUUGAAUGUAAAGCUGGACAUGGUGAAGGAAUGUCGACUAAGAAAAAGAUCGAUGGAGCUGCAGACCGGUAUAGUUUCAUGGCUAAGAUGGUGGGCGCGUCCUGGAUCAAUUAGAUCAUGUUGAUGCAUAGAAGUAGAUAGUCACCAAGAAGGCUAGCGGAGAAUCAUGCUAUGUCCAGUGACGGACCCAGGAAUUUUUUAGAGGGGGCAUCGUCGAAGAAUAAAAAAGAAAUUGUAGACAAAUUUGAAUUUUUUUUUUUUUUU